CUUUAACAGAUUGCCGGCUGACAGCAAUCUAAGAACGAGUGGAGAGCUUGAUGCCAAUAUUGAUGUCCUAACAAAGUGACCAGACAGCUUGACCAUGCCAUCUGACCAAAGCCUGGUCACACUGGACGAUGUCCAAAGAGCCAGAGAGGUGCUAUCCAAUAGCUCUCUGGGUGUGUGCAGGACACCAAUGAUAAAAAACUCAGCCAUGUUUCCGGGUCUAGAGAAUGCUGAAGUGUACCUAAAACUGGAAAACAUGCAGACUACUGGUUCUUUUAAGAUCCGAGGAGUGGCAAGUCAGAUGGCUUUCAUCCCGGACGAAGUUAAACGAGGGGAGAAAAAACUGAUCACAAUGUCUGCUGGAAAUUACGGAAAGGCGUUUGCUUAUGCCCUCAACAAGAUGGGUCUUUCAGGUCUCUGUCUGAUGCCUUUAACAGCACCAUCAAGCCGUGUUCAGCUUAUCAAGAGUUAUGGCUGCCGUACUGAAGCCGUUCUAACUUCUGAACUAGAAGCAAGACUUGCUUUCCACUUACACAAUCACCGCAGCCAUUUUUUCCACUCGUUUGAUGAUUUGGCGUUGAUCGCUGGCUAUGGAAGUGCCUCCCUGGAGGUUCUGGAGGACGGAGUUAAACCUGAUGUUGUGAUUGUAUGUUGUGGGGGAGGAGGGCUGGUAUCUGGGGUGGCUGCCACCCUUAAAUUGUCUGGUCUUUCUGACUGUCGGGUGUAUGCUGUGGAACCAGAGGGGUCUCCUACUAUGUAUGAAAGUUUUAAGAAAGGAGAGGCAGUAACCAUACCAACAGUCAAAUCUGUCGCAGGAGGUCUCUCCCCACCCUUUGCAGGUAAAUUGACUUACCAACACUGUAGGAGGUUUGUGGAGGAUGUUGUCUUGGUAACGGACAAGGAACUAGUGGAUACCAUGGCGAUGUUCUACAAGCGUGGUUUGGUCGUGGAACCCUCCGGAUGUGCAGCUAUGGCAGCCUUGAUUAACGGUCACAUCCCUAACAUAGCUGGAAAAAAGGUGGUGGUUUUUGUGACGGGAGGGAACGUCUCCCCGGAAGAGAUGACAGUUCACCUUAGAUAAAAAAUCAUUAUCUCCAGGAAGCUUGUAAAAAGUUAAGGAUUUAAUAGAAAUUAACUGUUUAACUAAAUUUAACAUACCUUUUGUUUCCUUUAGGUAUUGUCUUUAUACUAAUGGCUAUUCUAUGUUUUCUUUGGCACUUUGAAAAUAAGGUUUAACCCUUUCACCACUGUAGACCAUAAUGGACUCAUCCAUAUCAAUGCAUGGCAGAGUCUACUAACGUGUGAAAGGGUUAAACAUUUAAUAUUUUUGAAAGUGGUCAAUCGAAAAAAUCUUUGACCCUGAUAUAACAGGAUGUUGUGAAUUGGUGGCCAGUCAGUUUGCAAUUGAAAUUUUUAAUGAAUGUUUCUGUAUAUUUAAUAACUGAUGCACUGGCCUCAAUUUAGGUUGAAAAUCAUGUAAAAUUAUAUACAUAAGUAUGUUUCCAAGUGUAACAGUUUGUAUACAAAGUCUACAGUGAGUCUAAUUAAGGGAGGUAAGCGAGGAUGUGCGGAUGUCUUUUUACAUCCGUAGGUGAUGCUAUUUCAUGUGUCUAUAAAAAUCCAGAAUUCUUUUACCAAUCACAUAUCUAUAAAAAUACAGGGGUUUGUUAAUAUUAUACUCAAUUGUUUUAAUUGAAUUUUAAUUUACAAUCUGAUUUUAUGCAAUAUAUAAAUAUUAUGAUCAUGUGAUUUAUUCAUAAAUUGAAAACCAAAUUGAUAGUAUUUGUGUAAACAUUGUUUUUUAGCUGUUGCAUUGUGUGAUAUGUCCUGUUGUUGAUAUUGAAAUUGGUGAUAGAUGUUUAUUACAAAUUUACCAGUGAAAUGUAAACUAUUACAACAAAAAGAUUUUCUAUUGUCAAAAAUUACUCAUUAUUUUUACGCUUAACAUACCAAUCAAAUAGCUUGGUUUAGUGUGAAAAAUAACUAUUGUGGUAUUAUAUAAGCUGUGAUGUUUUCUUAAAGUGACAGCGCAAUUCAGCAUUCCAUGUUUCAGUGGUUUAGCAAAUUCUAUGUCUCAGUGAGUUUAUUAAAAGUGCUUUUAUUAAUUUAAUAAGUGCCAACACAUUAAAUCUUGUGUUAAAAUACAUACCACUGACCCCUGUGCUGUAUUGUGUAAUCAGUAAUAAAAUUGUGUUUUUAGUACGUAUUGUAACAUGCCUUAUACAAAAUAAAUUAUAAUCAUACAAUUGUCACUAAAGAAAUUUUGUUUUAAAAUGUAAAUUAAAUCAUGA
Messenger RNA from Mizuhopecten yessoensis (Yesso scallop), 2288 nucleotides. RefSeq names its product L-threonine dehydratase catabolic TdcB-like. The record is from RefSeq and is a predicted model, not a curated record. The transcript has 7 exons. NCBI's taxonomy places the organism in Eukaryota, Metazoa, Mollusca, Bivalvia, Pectinida, Pectinidae. Gene Ontology annotation, molecular function: threonine deaminase activity; pyridoxal phosphate binding; L-serine ammonia-lyase activity. Gene Ontology annotation, biological process: L-threonine catabolic process; L-serine catabolic process. Bases 95 to 1078 code for a protein of 327 amino acids.